This is a messenger RNA of Lactuca sativa (garden lettuce), 814 nucleotides long. Its product is annotated as CASP-like protein 1B1. The record is from RefSeq and is a predicted model, not a curated record. Lineage: Eukaryota; Viridiplantae; Streptophyta; Magnoliopsida; Asterales; Asteraceae.
UACACAUCUUAAUCUUGCAUCAAAACAAAUGGGUGAAGAAGGGCAAGUGAAAGUAUUAAAGGAUAGUAUUGAAAGAAGGUCGAGAGUGAUGAUGGUUGUGCCAUUAUUGAGGGUUGUGGCGUUGUUUGCCACUGCUACUGCUACAAUUGUCAUGGCUCUUAACAAAGAGGCACACACUUUUGUUGUUGCCACGGUUGGUAAUACUCCCGUCAAACUCACCCUCACUGCCAAGUUCCAGCACAACCCUGCCAAUGUAAUGUUUGUAAUCGCUAAUGGGGUGGCGACUCUUCACAGUCUCUUGAUGCUAUCACUCUGUUUUGUUAGCAACAAAUAUGAUUUGAAGGGCUUGCGCUCUGUAACUGUCGCUACAUUGGACAUGAUGAUGAUUGCAUUAGUAUCUGGAGCAACUACUGCAACUGUUUUCAUGGGCGAGCUAGCAAGACAUGGAAACUCCCAUGCUCGUUGGAAUAAGAUCUGCAACAAUUUCGAACGAUAUUGUAACCAAGGAUCUGGCGCUAUAGCUGCCUCUUACAUCGGGAUCUUGUUCUUAAUGAUUGUCUUUGUGGUUAACAUCUUUAGACGUGAACAAUUGAACAUCAUUAAAAAUUCUAUGUGUGCAUGAUGGAUAUGAUGUCAUUGUUUAUGAGUAUGAGUUGUGUAUUUAUUGUUGAAAAUGAAUGUUCGUACCAUUUACUACUUAAGGAUUUCUUAUGCUAAUAGUUAUUUUCGUUUUCUGGUUUUUCUUUGUUAAGUUGUGUUUUAUUUAAUUUGUACCAUAUAUAAAAUGUAACUAGAAAAAGAAUCUUGAACUUCA